Messenger RNA from Dentiscutata erythropus, 1797 nucleotides. NCBI's taxonomy places the organism in Eukaryota, Fungi, Glomeromycota, Glomeromycetes, Diversisporales, Gigasporaceae. The record is from the annotation of a GenBank genome assembly.
AUGUUAACUGUAUUCACUUUUAUAUCAUCUCUAUCUUUAUUAUUACCACAAACUUUCGCUCAAGGUGUAACGAUGCCUUCUUGUCUUUCUUUAAGUCGUUCCAUUCAUUGUCCUUCUUUUGCAAAUUAUUCAAUAUCUUCCCAAAUUAUAACUACUUCUGAUAUAACUGGUCAACCAUUUUCUUGGUUAUCAAAUGCUUCAGAUAUUACUCAAUUCGAUUCUCUUUUAGAAUCUUAUGUAAAUAAUGGUUAUGCUCAAUGGAGGUAUAAACAAACUUUAAAUUGUUCAAAUUUUACUUCUACAUCAAUGUAUGCUAGGUAUACAUAUACAAUGAUUUGUUCGGAAUUAGUAGAAUAUCCUCCAUCAAAACAAUGUAGUUUAACAAAUGGUGGUCGUCAAGUUAGAAAUAUUUGUAAUUCUACUUGUACUUCUCAUGUAUCUUCAGUUUUAACUAUAGCUUAUAGUCCAAAUAUUUGUUCUCCUCCUAAUAAUCCGGCUCUUCAAUCUUUGGUAAAUUUAAUAAAAUGGUGUUCUAAUGAUACUAAUGUCGAUUCUAAUAAUAAUACUUGUAUUUCUGGUGAUUUAAAUGAACCGAAUUGUGGUUUCGGUCAAGAUGUUAACUCAUUCUGUCAAUAUUGUCAAAACAGAGGUGAUAAUUGUUGUACACAAUCAUCCCUCUUUUCACGAUGUAAUAUCACAAACAAUACUUCUCCAAUAGCAUCUAUUCCAUCAAAUUCUCCAAGCUCUUCCGAUUCAAAUAAUAAUCAAUCUUCUGUUACUCAAACAAUGUUAAUAGCAAUAUUUGCUUCAAUAUUUGGUUCUUUCUUAUUAUUUAGUGUAAUAUUUUGUUGUUUUAUAAAAAGAAGCAAAUUACGUCGUAAAAAUGGUGCUCCUGAUUCAGGUGGUGAAAUUGGAACUAAAGGUGUUUCAAUGUAUUCUUCCUCUCCUUUCUAUUCUAAACCAUCAAGUGGUCGUGGUUAUUAUGGUACAAAUCCUGAAAGUGUUAGAUAUUCUGAUUUGAUUUCUCCAACAAAUAUUGAUAAUAUUGAUAAUAAUGUUACUGAUACUGGUGAUACUGGUGAUACUCAACAACAACAAAUUUCUUCAAAUAAUGAUUCUGGUCCAAGACCUAUACCUGAAAGAACUUCUCUUAUUUUACCUAAUGAACCUACUGUUACUACUGAACCUGAAAUUGUAACUGUAGUAUUUCCUUAUGAAGCUAAUUUAACCGAUGAAUUAAAUAUUUCUCCUAAUGACGUUAUAGAAAUUACUCACAAAUUUGAUGAUGGAUGGGCUGUAGGUAUAAAUAGAAAUACUGGAAAAGAAGGUGCUUUUCCAAUGGUUUGUGUAAGUUCUUCAGGAAAUCAAAAUUUUAAUAAUGAAAAAAAUGAUCAAUCUGGUCAAUCUGGUGGAAGUCAACAAUAUGGUAUUAUUCCUAGUAGUGGUGGUGAUGAAACUACUGAACAAACAUUAGAAUCAAGUGAACAUAGUGGUGUAAUUAGUGAUAGUAGUGGUACAGGUGGUGGUGGUACGGCUGUAACUCCUGAAAUUAUUAGAAGAGAUGACAGUGGAUUAAUACCUGCUUCUUCCCCGUUAUCUUCUGAUAGAGGUGAAAGUCCUGUUAGAGAUAAUAGAAUUACUGCUUUAAGUAAUUCGGAAAAUGUACCACGAAGAUUUUCAAGUGUUAGAAGGCAUGGCGAUGAUGAAAGAACUACUUCUACUUCUCCUGUUCAGAGUAAUAAUGAUAUAAAUCGUGAAGCGGGUGAAAAUGAUGAGGAAAGGAACCUCAAUGACUAA